UAACACUUUGACAGUCCGCCAACGAAAAAAUAUAUAUAUAAUUUUCUGUGUCCACUCCGGUUUGAGUGUUGCAUUUUAGUAUUGGACGACAUUUUUGUGUCUUUCAUUUGAUUUUUUUCGCUAUCAAAACCAGAAACCAUUUCAACCGUCCGUACAUUUGACCAUAUAGCCUUUGUUCAAUUUCAAUAAAGUGUGUAUAAAUCGGAGUUUCAAGCAGUGAAUUAUGAUGCCGCCAAAGCCGAGGAUGUUGAGCAUACACACAGCAGAGUUAAAACCGCAACAAUAACAGCUAAAAUGCCGCCAAAGCCGAGGUUUGCCGACGGUGAGAAGGUGCUGUGUUUCAAUGGUCCAUUGUUGUAUGAAGCCAAAGCAUUGAAGAGUAGCAUCGCUAUGGGCAAACAAGUGGUAUAUUUAAUACAUUAUGUUGUAUCGGAUGAAAAGAAAUGGGUUACCGAAAAUUGUGUUCUCAAAUUCAAUGACGCCAAUUUAUACUUACAAAAGGUUAUAUCUGCUGAGAAUAAGAGAGUCACAGCUUCAAAGCAAAAGAAACCAGAUGCAUCGGGCAAAGACAGCGAUUCAGACGCAUCUACACCAUGGAAAGAGGUGACAGCGGCCGAUCAAUCGUUGUCGACUUUUUCUAACACACCGUCGACAUCGCGAUGUCGAGAUGCACCAAAGCCAGCAUCAGCCACAUCAGUCACUGGUACACCGAACCAAUGACGCCCGAGUUAAAACAAGGUGGAUCUGAACGAGAUAGCCGAGAUGAGGGGCCAAAGACAAUUAUGUUGAAGGCAAAUAAUGGUCAAAUCUUCGAAUCAAAUGUAAACGAAGUUAUGAGAGCACUAGAAGCAGUGAAAGUUGAAGUCGCUAGGCCAAUCUCCGUAGCCGAAAUAAACGAACCAAGUGGUAUCCAACAUAUAUAUGAAUUCAUGAAGCAAAAAAUAUGUUGUCUUCCGCUUAUUUUAAGAAAAAUCUACUCAUCAAAAGUGAUGGCUAUUUGGCAACGAGUGACAAAAAAGUAAUUGAACUAGUACAAUCAUCUUGCACAUUUCUAUUGUAUUUUGACCAAGUUUAUGUGUAUGCAACAUGUGUAGGACUUUCUCCAAUAUUUGGUGAAAAAUAUCAGCAUUUAUUUUAGUAUGCAACACUUUGUGAAUGUGAUACCGGAGUAUUCACGAAAGGUACAAUAAACAAACCAUUGACAAAUCUAUUGAAAAUAUCGAUAAGAUAAGAUUUAAUAUGUUAGGUUUCAAAGCAAAUGAAAGAUAAAUAUUUUUUUUUCUUGUUUCUUCCACUCAUAAAAAAUGGAGCAAUGCAAAAAAACUAUGAAAUAAAAAAAAUAAGAAAAAAAAAUUGUUUUCACACGGAAUCGAACCUGAGACUUUCAGUGUCAUGCACCGUAAGCGUAGCCACUGAACCAAUGCAAUGCUUAAAAUUUUGAGGCACCAAAUGGAUAACUUGAAACUCAUGGUAUUCAUAAUUUGUAUAUACGCAAUUAGAUGAACUAAUACAAAUGAGAAAUAAAACGUGUUUUUGUGCAUAACAUUCCAUUUCCAAUAAUCAGAACACAAAUACAGCCAUAGCAUAUAGAUUAUAGCGAUUAUAGAACGUAACAUCAUCUAUACGUAAUAUACAUCUGUGAUUUUCAUAGUAGGAACAUUGUUUUGUCAACGACUAUACGUUGUAAUGGACAAGUAUAUAAACAUGGCGUCGUCCAAAUGAAUUUAAAAAUCCGUCCACUCGUGUCGACUAUAUCUAGCACGGUAGUAGGGAUUUCAUUGCUGUGAAAAUAAAUGAAUAUAUUAGCAGAGAACGGGGUGAAUCGCCGCACUUUUUGGAGCCUAAUAUCUCGACAAUUAUGAUAAAUAAUCGUUCGAAUUGAAUUUCUAAAAACUCUAAAAUACUAUUU
Messenger RNA from Contarinia nasturtii (swede midge), 1909 nucleotides. RefSeq names its product nuA4 complex subunit EAF3 homolog. Gene Ontology annotation, biological process: regulation of DNA-templated transcription; chromatin organization. The transcript is spliced from 6 exons. The record is from RefSeq and is a predicted model, not a curated record. Gene Ontology annotation, cellular component: nucleus; NuA4 histone acetyltransferase complex. Lineage: Eukaryota; Metazoa; Arthropoda; Insecta; Diptera; Cecidomyiidae. Bases 295 to 720 code for a protein of 141 amino acids.